AUGUCAAUAUUGAGCUCAACUUUAUCAACUGUUAAUCAAUGUACAUUAGAAAAAGAUGUUAAUUCAAAAUCAACAUCAAAUGAACAAUUGAAACCGAAAGGAAUAUUAAAAAACGCAACAAGUUCUUCGUAUAACGGUUUAAUUAAUCAGUUAUGCAAUAAUCUUAAACAGUGUCUACGAUGGCAAUUUUAUCUUGAAACACGAUAUAAAAAAAAUAAUAAAGAAAAGAUUAAUGAUUCUGUACCGGUGAUUUAUGAUAAUACGAGUCUAACUAAAACAUCAAGUACUUCAACACUUGUUAAACGAGUUACAUUUAAGGAUAUGACACACGAUAUUAACUGUAAGCUAAGUAAAUCAACGUCUACUAUAACCAUAUAUUCACAUAAUCAAGAAAGAAAUUCUCAAAAUUUACAUUUAAUGAACACAACAGAAAAAAACUCUGACGAAGAGAAUUGUAUUCAUAAAGCACAAUUUCAUACUACAGAUUCGUCACAAUUUGAAAAACCCAAUUUUGUGGAAUCAAGCGAUGAUGAACAAAGCAAUUAUAAUUUUUAUUAA
Molecule: messenger RNA, 558 nt
Organism: Rotaria sp. Silwood1
Lineage: Eukaryota; Metazoa; Rotifera; Eurotatoria; Philodinida; Philodinidae
Source: the annotation of a GenBank genome assembly